Messenger RNA from Cynara cardunculus var. scolymus (artichoke), 2509 nucleotides. RefSeq names its product cleavage and polyadenylation specificity factor subunit 2. Gene Ontology annotation, cellular component: mRNA cleavage and polyadenylation specificity factor complex. The transcript is spliced from 18 exons. NCBI's taxonomy places the organism in Eukaryota, Viridiplantae, Streptophyta, Magnoliopsida, Asterales, Asteraceae. Gene Ontology annotation, molecular function: RNA binding. The record is from RefSeq and is a predicted model, not a curated record. Bases 124 to 2349 code for a protein of 741 amino acids. Gene Ontology annotation, biological process: mRNA 3'-end processing by stem-loop binding and cleavage.
UUUUCUGUAUAACGGGUUCGAACGUUUCUUCUUCCGGCUCCGACUGGUCAGUGGUAGAAGAAACUAGGUUUCCGGCGACAGCCAAUAAGUCGGAAGCAGAUAGAUAGAUAGAGAUAGAGAGAGAUGGGAACGUCGGUGCAGGUGACGCCACUGUGUGGAGUGUACAAUGAAAACCCAUUAUCAUAUUUGGUUUCCAUCGAUGGCUUCAACUUUCUUAUAGAUUGUGGUUGGAACGAUCACUUCGAUCCCUCCCUCCUUCAACCUCUAUCCAGGGUUGCUUCAAAGAUAGAUGCUGUGUUGUUGUCACAUUCAGAUACAAUGCAUCUUGGUGCUUUACCCUAUGCCAUGAAACAAUUCGGACUUUCUGCUCCAAUUUAUGCAACAGAACCUGUCUACAGAUUAGGGUUAUUAACUAUGUAUGAUCACUAUCUUUCCAGCAAGCAAGUAUCAGAGUUUGAUUUGUUCACACUGGAUGAUAUUGAUUCUGCCUUCCAAAAUGUGACAAGAUUAACCUACUCUCAGAAUUGUCAUUUAUCUGGAAAAGGAGAAGGGAUUGUGAUUGCUCCUCAUGUUGCUGGUCAUCUCUUGGGAGGUACUGUCUGGAAAAUAACUAAAGAUGGAGAAGACGUUAUAUAUGCUGUUGACUUCAAUCAUCGCAAAGAGAGGCAUUUAAAUGGAACAGUGUUAGAAUCUUUUGUUCGGCCUGCCGUUCUUAUAACAGAUGCAUAUAAUGCUUUGAGCAAUCAGCCUUCUAGACGUCAAAGGGAUCAAGAAUUUGUAGAUGCUAUACUAAACACUCUAAGAGGCAAUGGAAAUGUAUUGCUGCCUGUGGAUACUGCUGGUCGUGUACUGGAGCUGCUUUUAAUACUCGAACAGUACUGGGAACAAAAUCAUUUGACCUAUCCUAUCUUCUUUCUCACAUACAUAUCAUCAAGCACGGUUGAUUAUGUCAAGAGUUUCCUUGAGUGGAUGAGUGAUUCAAUAGCAAAGUCCUUCGAACAUACUCGUGAUAAUGCCUUCCUUCUGAAGCAUGUUACUCUUUUGAUCAACAAGAAUGAACUAGAAAAUGCCCCAGAGGGUCCAAAGAUUGUUCUAGCUUCUAUGGCCAGUUUAGAAGUGGGAUUUUCACAUGAUAUAUUCGUAGAAUGGGCUGCUGAUUCAAGAAAUCUUGUUCUUUUUACUGAACGGGGCCAGUUUGGUACUCGUGCACGAAUGCUUCAGUCGGAUCCACCUCCUAAAGCUGUUAAAGUCACCCUUUCCAAGAGAGUUCCAUUGGUUGGGGAGGAGUUAGCUGCAUAUGAAGAAGAGCAAGAACAGAUUAAAAAGGAGGAGGCUUUAAAAGCCACUCUCGUGAAGGAAGAGGAAACAAAAGCUGUGAUUGGAACUGAUAUUGCCAAGGCUGACCCCAUGAUCAUUGAUGGCCAUGCUCAAGUAGAUGCUGUUGGGGUGCGUGGGGAAGCAUAUCGUGAUGUACUUAUUGAUGGAUUUGUUCCACCCUCAGCUAGCGUUGCUCCAAUGUUUCCCUUCUGUGAUAACUCCUCCGAAUGGGAUGAUUUUGGAGAAGUCAUUAAUCCCGAUGAUUAUGUAAUCAAGGAUGAAGAUAUGGACAUGGGAUCCAUGCCUAUCGUUUUUCAGGUGGGUGGAGAUCUUGAUGGAAAACUCGACGAAGGCACUGCUAGUUUGAUGCUUGAUACAACCCCAUCAAAAGUCGUGUCUUCUGAACUUACUGUUCAAGUCAAAUGUUCCUUGGUUUACAUGGAUUUUGAAGGGCGUUCUGAUGGUCGCUCAAUCAAAUCAAUUCUUGCUCAUGUUGCUCCCUUGAAACUUGUCUUGGUGCACGGAUCAGCUGAGGCCACUGAACAUUUGAAGCAACACUGUCUGAAACAUGUUUGUCCCCACGUAUAUGCUCCUCAAAUUGAAGAAACAAUUGAUGUCACAUCAGAUUUGUGUGCUUAUAAGGUGCAACUCUCUGAGAAACUGAUGAGCAAUGUUCUGUUUAAGAAGCUUGGAGAUUACGAAAUAGCGUGGAUUGAUUCUGAGGUAGAAAAGACAGAGAGUGGCAUGUUGUCAUCACUGCCCCUCUCAACAACGGCUCCUCCUCACAAGUCGGUACUUGUCGGAGAUCUAAAAAUGGCAGAUUUUAAGCAGUUUCUUGCCGGAAAGGGUAUCCAGGUAGAAUUUGCAGGUGGGGCACUGCGUUGUGGGGAGUAUGUUACACUGAGGAAAGUUGGUGAUGCUAGUCAGAAGGGUGGUGCUGCAGCUAUCCAACAGAUAGUUAUAGAAGGUCCACUAUGCGAAGAGUAUUACAAGAUUCGGGAAUACCUAUAUUCGCAGUUUUAUUCACUUUAAUGUUGAAUUAAGGAGUCAUGUUAUUUUGUAACAAAGAACAGAAUCAGAUUCUUGUGCAAAUAGUUUUCGGACACUAUAGAUAAGAUCUUUAAAUGCAGUCUCUCCAUGGCAACAAUCCGUCUAUACUAAUUUUGAGCACUGACUGCUGAUUUACAUUUUC